AUGCCCAAGGGAAAGGGAAAAGGAAAAGGUCCACAAGGGAAAAGGAUCACCUUGAAAGUGGCCAAAAAUUCAAUGCGGGUACUUUUUAAUGGAAGGCGCCGUCUUGAGCUAAGCAAAAUGGGCAUUGCCGUGUUCCCCAAGUGCCUUCUGGAGCUGGCUGACGUGGAGGAAAUUGAUUUGAGCAGAAACAUGUUAAGAAAGAUUCCAAACAUCAUUGAGAAGUUCCAAAAUCUGAUGUGGCUGGACCUGCAUAGUAACCAGAUUGAUGAGCUGCCCCCAGAGAUAGGCACACUUCGCAACCUUACUUACCUGAAUUUAUGCAACAACAAGCUGACCACAAAAGGUCUGCCAGAGGAGUUGACCCUUCUCAGGAACCUGCGUACUCUCAACCUUGGCUUAAACUGUCUUGAGAGUAUUCCCACCACUCUUGGGUCCCUGAAGGAACUUAUUGAGCUAGGUCUCUUUGACAACUCCUUGACCAUCAUCCCGAAGAGUGUGAAAAAGCUCCCCAAGAUUGAGAGAAUGAAUGUAAAAAGAAACCCUUUGCCAGAAUUUGCAAAGGAAGAGGAGCCAAUUGACACCAUUAAACGCAUAGAAUCGCUUUACUUAGUAGAAAAGAAAGACCUGUGCAAUUCCUGCCUGCAGACCUGCCAGGGUGAGAGGGACGAGCUGCACAAGUUGGAGGACAUGACACCCGGCCCCUCAGAGAAGCCAGAUUUCACUUCACUCAUUACACCCAAUUCUACUGCAAUAGAAAACCAAGAAGAGUGGAGAAUAAAAGACGACAAUCCUUCAAAUACACCAAGGCACUCUCCAGACCCUGAAGAUCCAUGA
Messenger RNA from Camarhynchus parvulus, 834 nucleotides. RefSeq names its product leucine rich repeat containing 18 (gene LRRC18). The coding region runs from base 1 to 834 and encodes 277 amino acids. Gene Ontology annotation, molecular function: protein binding. The record is from RefSeq and is a predicted model, not a curated record. NCBI's taxonomy places the organism in Eukaryota, Metazoa, Chordata, Aves, Passeriformes, Thraupidae. The transcript has a single exon.